UCAGCCGUUCUGGCAGCUGCCCAGCUGGCCGGCGUGGCCUCGGGGUUCCAAAUCCACGGGCACAUGGCCGCCCUCACUCGCCUGGAUCCCAUCGUCAGCCCCGGCCUCGUCAGCGGACACGCCCACAUGUUUGUCGGAGGCACCGGCCUCGACUCGACCCUCACGACGGCCAAGCUGAGGCAGUCCAAGUGCUCGACGCUCGAGACGCAGCAGGACAAGAGCGCGUACUGGGUGGCGCCCCCCUACGGCCGCAACGCCAACGGCACGUGGUCGGCGCUGCCCAAUACCAACCUCGCCAUCUACUAUCUCAGGUCCCAGCCCGACAAGCCCAUCACCAUCUUCCCCGACAACUUCCGCAUGGUCAUGGGCGGCGCGUCGGCCACCCUCGCGAACCAGAACAGCGACUGGACCAGCUUCCAGUGCAACAACUACAUCCCCAAGGGCGACGUCACGGGCACGUGGAACUUUACCUCUGGUCUCAAGUUCCUUCCCACCAUGGACUGCACGCUUAUCAAGAUGGCCAUUGAAUUUCCCAACUGCUGGGACGGCCAAAACGUCGACUCGGCCGACCACCGGAGCCACAUGUCGUACGCGACGGGGCCGGACUCGACGUGCCCCACCACACACCCGGUGCAGGUCCCGCAGAUCGUGCUCGAGUACGAGUUCUACGCCGAGGGCUACCGCUACCAAGACGUGGCGCUCAGCUCGGGCAGCAAGAGCGGCGCGGGCGUGCACGGCGACUACUUCUUCGGGUGGACCGCGGCGGGCGUCGCCGCCAUGGCGCGCGCGCUCGACGAC
Molecule: messenger RNA, 798 nt
Organism: Lasiosphaeria miniovina
Lineage: Eukaryota; Fungi; Ascomycota; Sordariomycetes; Sordariales; Lasiosphaeriaceae
Exons: 3
Source: RefSeq, a predicted model, not a curated record